Dibothriocephalus latus is the source of this 249-nucleotide messenger RNA. NCBI's taxonomy places the organism in Eukaryota, Metazoa, Platyhelminthes, Cestoda, Diphyllobothriidea, Diphyllobothriidae. The record is from the annotation of a GenBank genome assembly.
AUGAUGCUUCUGCACUACUCCGACGGUAUGCGCGUGGUUAUCCAUACAGCAAACCUCAUUGAAGACGACUGGAGCUACCGUACUCAGGGAAUUUGGAUAUCGCCGAAACUGAUGGCAACUACGUCGACUGCUGAUAGUGAUACGCAUUUUAGAGCAGACCUUCUCACCUACCUGGAGAGCUACAGGGAUCAGAAGCUAAACCACUGGAUAGACCUCAUCAGAAAGCAUGACUUUCGCAGCAUAAAGUAA